Molecule: messenger RNA, 3437 nt
Organism: Oryzias latipes (Japanese medaka)
Lineage: Eukaryota; Metazoa; Chordata; Actinopteri; Beloniformes; Adrianichthyidae
Gene: ppp1r15b
Product: protein phosphatase 1, regulatory subunit 15B
Biological process (GO): response to endoplasmic reticulum stress
Cellular component (GO): endoplasmic reticulum; protein phosphatase type 1 complex
Molecular function (GO): protein phosphatase regulator activity
Source: RefSeq, a predicted model, not a curated record
CUGCCACUGGCUGGAAAGAAAACGCGCAUGCGUGAUCACGAAGCGGAGUUUCUGAUGAAAUCGGCCACCGGAGCGACAGACGUACUCACGGAGCGGCACAGCGGCUGUACGGACACACAGAGCAGUAUUACCGGCGGGAGCACCAAAAAUCUACCGACGUCCGAAGAAGGAGCCGCUUUUCGCUGGUGUAGACUCAGAUAUUUGACGUAUCCUCUCCCUGAGUAAGCAACCGCCUGUCAGUUAGCUGGCCGUGCUAAAGCUAACGCGCCUAACGAAGCUGCAGUUCCCGGUGGGCUCUCCGCCGCCGCAGGAUCCUAACGGAGGAUAAAACGCGGAAGAAUGGCUCGUAUCGCCUCCCCGGAACGGAAUUUGUACUCGUUUCACGGCUCCGUUGUUGGCUCCCCGUCAGAAGAAGGUCCAGGCUCCGGCUCCACACGACAGAAGUCUAACCACCACUCCCAACGAAACGCCAGCUGUGCCGGAGUUAUGAGAGACAUUUCCUGGAUUCCGUGUGCUUCUGGUGGCCGGUUCUGGCGUCUGUCAGUUUAGAGAGUAUGUGUCAGGCAUUUGGACUGGGCGCUUCGGUGUGACAGCUGUGUGUCAACCCUCACGGCGGCUCCUUGGAGUCCCUCUUUACCUCCGGACCGAACAUGUUCCGGAGCCUGAACCCUGACGGGCCGCAGAGCUCUGCCUCCCCCGCCGGGCCCGGGCUCUCCUCGAUGGUACUGGACAGCCAGGAAAGCUCGUGGAUCGGCCAGCUGUCCCGGCCUGCGCUGUCCCUUCUUCAGAAACUCGUUCCGGUUCGGCUCCGGUCCUCUGCUCUGGUUGAGUCUGGUUCCGGCUGGUUCGGUGGGGAGUCCAGAAGCUUUGUUGUUCCGGAAGAAAACGAGUUUUUAAGAAAAUUGACUGACCUGAUGCCGCUCGCGCAGCACGCGCCUCCUCACCUGUCAUACCUCCAGUGUCAUCAUGACGGGCCCGGUCUGGUGGAGCGUGGGGGCGCUAUGGGUCCUCAUUGGUUCACCCCCGAAUCUCUGUUGGAACCUGAUCGUCCCGGGGGGGACAGACAGUCUCAGACAGUCCUCUCUUCUGUCAGAACUUUUCUAAACCAGGUUCUGUUGACCUCUCAGGAACUGAGGCCCGGUGGGGGCAUGGAGGGUCCAUCAGAGCCGGUAAGCCCCGCUUUGAGGAGUAGGCCAUGGUGGGACAGUCUUCUUCAGGAUGAGGAAAAGUCCCAUGGGGGGCUAUGGUCAGAGAAGUCCUGGCAUGAGGAGGGGGCAGAGGCCAGCCAGCUUUGUCUUUCCCCAUCAGCUGAGACAAAGCCCCACCUGUUUGACCACUACAGCUGCAGAGAGUGGAUGCUGGGAGAAAACACUGGACCCCCCUACCACAAAGAAGAGCUAACCCAUAAUGGAGGCUUUUGUAUAGUCCAGAACCCAGAGGGGUCUGCAGCAGGCUGGCAGCGCUGCAUCAAGCCCUUCCCCAACAGAGUUAAUGGCUGCUCCAGUUUGGAGGAGGAAUACUCCCAAAGCCCCCCCCAAUACCUGGUCAGGGUGUCCGAGGAUACAGCUGAGGAGCAGCCUCUGGUUGACACCCCUGAGAGUGCUACAGCUGUCACUGAGAUGGAGGAGUCCUCCUCAGCAGAGGAUAAGGAGGAAAAACAAGUGUGCUCUGAAGAGGAGCAGUCUGGAGGGACGACAGAACCCUCUGCCCCCCAGUGCCAGAACAAAGCCAUUGCCUUCAUCAUGGGCUGCCCCUGCAGCGACGAUGACAGCAGCCAAUCAGACGAGUCCAGCGAUGAAGACGAUGAUGGCUUUGACAGUGAGGGCUCGUCUGACGUCUCCAACUCCUCUGAUGAUGAAGAAGAGGAGGGUGAGGACGAAGACUCUGAUAGCGAGCCUGAUUCAGAUUCCGAGCAACUGUGGACCUCCAUGUGCCAAAUUGCUGACCCCUAUAACCCCCGGAACUUCACCGCUUGCCUGCACACAGGCAGAAGCCAGCCUCAGCCCAUCCAUACACCCACACCCCCCUCCUCCACCCAGUCCAGCCCUGAACCUUCCCCUGACCUCACUACCCUUGUCCCGCCCUCCAACCUGGACUCGUGGGACGAGUCUACAUCAGCGAGUGAAGUGGAUGAAGCUGAGAGCCUACGCCUGCUCGGCUCCUUUAGCUGCUCUUCAGACCCUUUCAGCCUUUUGAACUUCCAGGCCCCGCUCAGGACUCGAAGGCCCACUGGGGCCCCCCACAAAGUCAAAGCCAAGAAACCCUCUGAGUCCAAGCCCCAUCCAGAUCCCUUCACUCCAGCAUCUCCACCUGAGUACAACAAGGAGGAGGCAGAGGAGAGGAUGGACAGCGGCUUCUCCGAGCGAUCUGGCUCCUCCAAGUCUCCAAGCUGCAGGAGCUCCAAGAAGGUCCGGUUCUGUGACACUGUAGAGGAGUUCUUCGCCAGCUGUGAGGAGGAGGGGGAGGAGGACCGGCAGGGUCCGUGGGAGCAGAUGGCCCGGGACCGCUGUCGCUUUCUGCGGCGCUGCCAGGAGGUGGAGCAACAGAUCGCGUACUGCCUGCAGCCACAGCACCGACUCCGGGUUUACCAGCGCCUGAAGGACAGCUGAGAGACGCCAUGCAGGGGGCGCUCCCCCUUUCUCGGACCCUCUGCUGAGCUUUGUUUUGAUUUAGACUCACAACGACUUACCUUAUGGCAGUGAAGAUGUCGCCCAGGUGUGCACUCACCUGUCUCUCACAGCUGCUGUUUUUAUCCAUCCUUUUUUCAGAAAAACAGAUCAACUCAAAUAUUUUUCUCUAAGAGUUCAAAUGUUCCCGCAGACACUUCCUGUCAGAUAGCCGCAGGAACGAGCGACGACGGUAAAGGAAUCUGGACUCUGUGUUUGUGUUGUGCAGAUGAACUGUUUCAAGUGUUUGUGUCGCUGUCAUCUGUGGGGGUCCAUGAGGUGGAUGUUCAGGAGGGGGCGCUCUGACUCCACCCUAAAGCUACAACCCAGAAAGUCAGCAGUUUCAGAAGGACGUGUCAGUACCUGAAUUUACCUGUGGGGCAGUUCGACUGAAAAAUGAAGUAUUUGUGGUGAGCUCAGGUGCUUCAGUAUUUAUCAGACAUGACCGUGCUCUCGUUGAUCCAGACGUGUUCGGAUGCAGCCCGAUUAGUCUGCCGUGUUUGAUAAAUGAACGUGAUCUGUGUUAUGAUUUUUAUUAAAAACCAAAGUGAGUGACUCCUUUGAUAACAGCUGUGUGACUCUAACAAUGAAGGCCAAUUUGUUUGCAGAUUAGAUCUUGUGGGAGGAGAGCUGCAGUGGCAUUUCUCAAUCUCAGAAUUCGGUUCAAAGGGAGCUUUUUAUUUUUGUAUCAUUCGGUUUGUUGUCGUUCGUCCUGCUUGCUCACCUCCUCACACUUCUAUAAUUUAAUAAAAUCAGUAUCUGAUGACUUGA